Messenger RNA from Closterium sp. NIES-65, 528 nucleotides. NCBI's taxonomy places the organism in Eukaryota, Viridiplantae, Streptophyta, Zygnematophyceae, Desmidiales, Closteriaceae. The record is from the annotation of a GenBank genome assembly.
AUGGCGUUCCAUAUCACUGCAUCCAAGUCCCUGCCCGACCCUCUCAGGCUUGUGAAAAGCAGCUGCAGGGAUGCACCAGGGAAAGGGAGGAUGGAGGGCGACAGCACAGGAUCUCCCUGCUUCACACGCAUCCCCCUCGUAUCUCUCUUCUUCCUUGCGUACCUUCGCCUUCUCCACCAGUCCACGCUUCCCAUACACGCUGAUCAUCGUGGUGUCCGCUAUGCUACCGGACUCAUCCGCCUGAAGGGGCGUGCAUGCGUGGUGGGGGGGAACAAGUGGUGGGUGGGAGAAGGGGGGAAAGCUGAGUUAUGGUGGGGGGAGGAAGAGGAGGAGGAGGAGGAGGAGGAGGAGGAGGAGGAGGAGGAGGAGGAGGAGGAGGAGGAGGAGGAGGAGGAGGAGGAGGAGGAGGAGGAGGAGGAGGAGGAGGAGGCGGUGGAAAAUUUGAUUAUACAAUGUGACCCAGUGUGCUUCCCAUACACGCUGAUCAUGGUGGUGUGUGCUGCCAGGCCCGCUAUACUGCCUGCCUGA